Molecule: messenger RNA, 9394 nt
Organism: Varroa destructor (honeybee mite)
Lineage: Eukaryota; Metazoa; Arthropoda; Arachnida; Mesostigmata; Varroidae
Gene: PEK
Product: pancreatic eIF-2alpha kinase
Biological process (GO): eiF2alpha phosphorylation in response to endoplasmic reticulum stress
Cellular component (GO): nucleus; cytoplasm
Molecular function (GO): eukaryotic translation initiation factor 2alpha kinase activity; ATP binding; protein binding
Source: RefSeq, a predicted model, not a curated record
AGAAAUGACGGCGGGGCAAACGUCUGCUAAGCAUACGAUAAUUUCUGCGCACGGACUAGCACAACAAAAGUAGCCAUUCUAGACUUGAGCGUUGGUGUAAAGGUAUCCCCCGCACAGAAGCAGCCGCGGCGCUGCUGGGCCAACGAGACGUGUCGUUCACUCUGUACCUACCGAAUCGGGAAAACAGAUGCAGACGCGCCAAUCAAAUCCAGCUUGCCUGUUGUCGCUCUAUUGAACAACAUCAAUAAAAAUCGCGAUAAAUUUUCUGAAACUGUUCUAUUUGCUACCUCUACCAGUGGACCAUCGAGUUGCACUGAGUAUUCGGGAACACUGGCUGUGAAUCGAAACUAUCAGGCUGUUUAAAAUAGGUAGUUUCUCCGUGGAUUCGCGACUCGGACGACUUCACAUGCAAACUGGAACUUCAUCACGACCUCUAUUGUUACGGCUAUCACUGCUGCUGAUGAUCGUGUUAUUGGCGCUUCAGAAGUCGAUGGAUGAGGGAUGACUCUUGUUAUCGAUCCGGUAGUGUUUUAUUUGAAUGUUGUUGUGCAUCCCGUAUGAAGGACAGAAAAGUGUGAAAUUGAUAUGGAUUUUCCCUCAUAACGAUUAUUGCUAAUCGCUACCAUUGGAUGAAUAACCCUUGGCUCACUGUCGAGACAGUACGCUUGAUCCGUACACUUUUGCAAGAUUUUGCCCCGCUGUGUCCUUCUUCUUGUCAUCUCUGACAUUGUUACUUAUAGUGGACACCUGGAGCCAGUGGACCCUUAGAUGUAUUUGCUACUAUUACUAGUCAUUGAUGUGCAUGUGUUAAGCGUGUGGAGUGCUUUUACCAGAAAAAAACCUCAACUAAAAGUAGUGACCCCAAAUAAAGAGUCGCACAAUCGCUGCGCCACAGAGAAGCGCGGUCGGCUGAUCUCAGCAACUUGUCGUUAAUAUUAUUCUUUCUUCUUUCUUGUGUACUUUAGGACAGCGCAGUAUAGCGUUUCAAAGCACUAACCGUUCUGCUGUGCGAAGCCGACUUUAGAAAGAACGUCUAAGGCUGCAAGGCACAGGCUCGAACCCAGUCAACGCACGAGCCCGCGCUGACCUUAUCGAGCUCUAUUCCUGCUGCACCAUUUGUCUGUGGGUAUCGCUUCUUGUACUUGCAGCUGUCACGAGCUUGUCCGUGAUGCCAGCCUCGAUGCCCCACAUCGAGGAACGACGGGGUCAACAGUACCAUGAAACAGAAGAAGUGCAGGAGAUCUACAUCGAUGAAACUGACCAUGCAACGACCUGUGCAGAAUCUAUGGAGGUAACGCCAGCGCCACAGCCACACCGGCCUCCUACUGAGGCUGCUAUAAGGCAACUUCCUGACUGCUCGACAAUUAACCGACUUCGAAACAGAAGAGAGGCACAACCUAUUCCGGAGCUAGUGCUCAUUUCUACGCUGAAUGGCGAAGUAACCGCGGUUAAUCCUUCAGGGGAGAUUGUCUGGCGGACGCGUACUGGUGACCCACUAUUGGAAACAUCCCUUAAAACGCUCAUCCUCGACGAUGGCCGAGGAGGACAAGCAAGAUAUAUACCUUCACUUGAUGGAUCGCUUUACCGUUUUGAUGGCAAACACGUAGAAGUAGUUGCUGAUGCCGGUAGCCUUCUUUACAGCAGCCUAAAGACGGAUCGUUGGGUGUUCAGCGGGAAACGGGAGACUAAGCAGCUCGGUAUUGAUGCACGUACGGGUGUUGUUCGUUACCUCUGUGAUGCUGAAAGUUGUACGAACGUAACCAAAGAUGAUGCCCAAAGUAACGACGAUCAAAAGGACUCCGCAAAUGCAAGCGGUGUGUCCAAGGACAAACUUAGCGGUGCAUCGAACCAGAGUGCAGGCGCAGUCCUGAUAGUUCGCCGUAAUACACAGACGGUUCGAGCAAUCGAACCACACUCAGGAAAAGAAGAAUGGUAUUUCUCCGUUGGGGAAAACUCGCUUCGGCUUCUUGAGGAUGACACAGUCGGAUGUAACGCUCAGCAUAAACCCAAGCGUCGGGUCACUUUUGGACGGGAGGAUUCCGAUAAUGGACCCUACUAUGAAACGGGUCUCCGUGUUGAAACGAGUACCGGAAGGAUAACCGGGACUCAUGAAACAAGUAACUGGACCUUACAGCUUGGCAGUCCAAUCGUCGGCGCCUGGCAGUUGUCGGUAGACGGCCUUGAAGAGGUGGACCUGUUUGAGCCUGACCGUUUAAUUGGAAUGGAACACGGACCACAGCCAAUUUUCUACGUUGGCGUCUAUCAACAGCAGCUGUACCUUCAACAAAAUCCUCGAUAUAUCAAGACCCAAUUACUUACCAAUCAAUGGUACAAUCAGCAACACGCGUUCGGCGCAAUAGCGGGCGAAAAUAGACCGAUGAUUGACUAUAACCCAGGCGCUGGGGGCGCGGAUCUUACCAUCAACCAACCCGAAGUUUCAGUACUGAUUGACGAUGAAGAGCAGGUGAUCAACGCGCAGACGGCGCUGGUGCCGUUCAGUCCUUGGGAGAUAUUCGAGCGUAUUGAUUCCGACACGGGUUACUAUUUCAUGCAGGAGGAACGAGACGGCGACUGUAAGAAGCCAGUUCUCUUGCCAAGCGUCGUCGAGGCUCAUACUGAUCGAAAUGACGAUGUUAGAGAACAGAGGCAUAGCGAUAACGACGAGUGGCCUGAUGAGAAUCAGGACGACGCGCCGAUCGUGUAUGUCGUCAAUUCUAUCGGAAACUAUUGGAAAGAGAUAGGCAUAAUCUCAGUUAUGCUCUCUGUUGCCGUGAACCUCCUCUUAACCCAAAUUCUGCCAUACGUGUUCAGUCGUAACGGGCAGCCAAUUUCCAAGGCGUCGCCUCAACUGACCCAUUCAUUGUUUGACUCAGCUGAAAUCAAUGCGGAAAGAUCUACAGUGACCCCGUCGACUGCUACAGGUUCGACGUCCAAGACGGUGACACCUUCCGACGAUGGGCAAACGCUAAGCGUAGAAUCUUCCGUGGACUCUAAGGGGUCAGAGUCUAGUGAAUCAUCAAGUACCGUUACUUCCAAUUACGUCUCGCGAUAUGCUACUGAUUUUGUGCCCGUUCGUUGCCUAGGAAAGGGUGGCUUCGGCAUUGUAUUCGAGAGUCGCAAUAAGAUCGAUGACUGUUCCUAUGCUGUCAAACGUAUUCGUCUGCCAGCGAGAAAAGGGGCUCGCGAAAAAGUGCUACGGGAGGUGAAAGCCCUUGCUAAAUUGGAUCAUCAGCACAUUGUUCGGUACUACAAUGCCUGGCUAGAAACGCCACCACCAGGUUGGCAACAGGAAAUGGAUGCGUUUUGGAAGGCUACUUUACUAGAUUGCAAGACCAAUACGCUGUCGAUCGGAACUGAAAUUACUCCGGCAGAUACAGGACCAACUACUGCCAGUAGGUCGACUGAACUGGCAAGUGCCACGGAACAGCGCUAUCAAAAUGGCGGUGACGCUGAUGGCUUACGAAAACGAAUCGACAGCUUCAACCCUCUUCGACCGUUCGACUUCAAUCCAGACGCGUGGCAAGGGUCACGACUAGGACAUGAGGAUAACGUUAAUUCGACCCAGGGGGGCCAUAGCUAUAGCGGCAGCUGGGCCGACGGGGGCGGCAGUUGGGCCGGAGAAGAAUCGCACGACGAUGAGAACGAUUCCUCACUGGAUCGAGGUGCUGACGAGAUGGACCGUAAAAACUUCAUGUCGACUGUCGACGACUCCAUUGUGUUCGCGUCCGACGACAAAACGUCUGCGACAAGGUCCGACGUGGUAGUAACAAACCCACGGAAAAGUAAAACUGAAGAUGAUGAACACUAUUCCCACGAGACAUCUGAUGAGGAGAAGGAAAAUAGUCCCAGGGGCAACGUUUUUCGGUGCAGUAAGAAUAACACUGAAAAGAAAAUGGCGACACGCGAACGGCGAGAUUCGCUUCCCGUUUCUGCUGGAAAAUUCGUCGAAGCGCUUGGGGAAAAGUCCCGAGAACAGAUUUACCUCUACAUUCAGAUCGAGCUAUGUAAGAAAGAAUCACUUAAGGACUGGCUCGCUCAAAAGAAAACAUUAGAUGAGCGUGGACACGACAAGGUUUUGGAGAUCUUCUACCAAAUCAGUUGUGCUGUAGACUACAUUCACGAUAGCGGCCUGAUACACCGUGAUCUCAAACCCUCAAACAUAUUCUUCUCCACGACAGGGGAUGUCGUUAAGGUUGGCGACUUCGGUCUUGUAACAGAGACCGAAGGCAGACUUACCAUCACUUCGAUUCCGGCAGGUACUCCGGGAGCUCAGGGCGACCAACAGCGCAACUCGCUCGAAACUGGUCGUAUGCCCCUUGACGUUCAGUUGACAGAUAAGGUCGGCACUCAACUGUAUAUGAGUCAUGAACAAGUUAUGGGUAGUAAAUACAACCAGAAGAUCGAUAUCUUUGCUUUGGGUCUGAUACUUUUCGAAUUAUUGUGGUCAUUACCCACUCAAAUGGAGCGCGUUUGUACUUUGAGCAAGGUUAAGCAGCUCCGCUUUCCGAAGGGCUUCAAAAAGCAGUUUCGUGAUGAAUAUCAGCUCGUUCGAGCUAUGCUGGCUGCGGAUCCAAACACGAGGCCAAGUGCUCGCGAAGUACUUCGACAUUCGGUGUUUAAUGAAAUCCGUCAAAGUAUUGCCAAGCGCCUACGAUGACGAACUAGCUUGUCACGCAAUAGCCGCAGUAACUGUGAUGGCUGAACGAGCGUGUCGAAGUCAUGAUAUAUAAAAUCAGCAAACGUAAUGAGACUCCAUCUGGUAAACGUUCGGACACACCCCACCGUUGCCACGGUAACAACAACGAGUUGUGCCAGCGUUGAGAAGUACCAGGGCUUCUAAAAUAUGACUGGACAGGGUCCAGAGGACCAUUAUGGGGAGAAUUUAGUAUCCGUGAGAUACGUUAACAAGCUAUGAACAUCCAUAGUAAUAGCGUCUAGCGUCUUUUCCAUCAACCUUGCUCGUGAUGGAGUAACUGCGCCGCUAGCGUAUUCGUAGAAAUGUGUUAAAUGGUUUUUAGGUGAGUGUCGCGUGACCAGUUUAACAGCUCGCUGACAUUGAGACGCUACCAAAAAAUAGAUACGAGAGGACGUGACACCUUAUGGCGUGCGCUUUGAGCGUGUAUAAUAGAGUAAAUUUUUAGUCGUUUGAGGAGGAGAAAGAGCGUGUGCCUUUGUAUGUAUCCUUAUGGUCAGUAGUUCAUAUUUUAAAAACAGUUCCCUGUUGUAAAUCGAUGAUUUAGAUGCAGGGAUUUAUGCAAGAAUCGUGGUCUUGUUUAUUCAGUCUAAAGCGGUACGUCGUAUGUAAGUGGGGUCUAAUGAAUAUACACAAAAUUGAUGCAAAAGUAAAUUCUACCAACGACUCUAUAAUGAUCUAUAUGUUUGAAGCAGGUAAACAGUAAUAAAUGAAGUGUAGAGUUCAUUUGAGCGGGAAGACUUUGCUGAGGCUAUAUAUAUAUAUAUAUAUAUAUAUAUAUAAGGGGUUGGUCGUGCGUAGUGAACGGUGUUGACGCAAUAAACAACGCUACGAGCCAAUAAGUAACUGAUUAGGUCCAUCAUGUGACGAAAGAAUUUCGACCUUUUUUCCAGAAUAGGCUAGUUCAGAAUUGGUUUUCAGCGCGCCAAGUGGUGCGUACGCAGUUCUCAAUAGCUGAUACGUAAGUAUUUAUGCCUAUUAGAUAAACACUAAUAUAAAAUUCGGCUGACGCCAGUCCAUAAGAUUGGGAUAUCUCUAAAUAUGGAUUUUUAUUAAUGUAUGUUCAAACUCAGACGGACUUACCAACAGUUAAUUUUUGAAUUUAUUUUCAAGUUAUUUUAUUCCUAUGGAAGAAUAAUUUCGAAAAGAUGUGACAUACACCGCGCUUUGUAUAUUGACAUAUCGGUAGGCAGAUUCGCUUUACGAGCCAUCAGUGGCAACGCAGAUAUUUGUUACUGUGUAGGUUUUUAUGUUGAUCGUGAAAAAUUUCUAGCUAGCAAUAAUAUAACUAACAAUGGAAUAACUACUUCCAGUUACAAUGCUGUGGAUAUUGUACGGUAAGCAUAUCGUUAACGUAACGAGGGUAUUUUAGAAAGGCGACAAGAGGAUAUACAGGGUACGUUGCUUCAAGGGAUUUUUCUCGUCCUCUUGGGCGAGAAUUUUGGAACCUACAAGACGAAUAGAAUACGGGCGUAAUGGAGGGCGAUCAGUGGUUGUAUAUGAUUGUGGGGUUAAUAAUAACACGUAAAAAUCUCUGUGGAUAGAGUGAGGUGAAAUAAAAACAGUUCCAUAGGGUAAAGAGACAAAAUGAAAAAAAGGAAACAACAAAAGUGUAAAAAGUGGCCCGGGCCAGAUCGAUGUGUUUCCGAAACGGUAGUAGGAUAAAUACCUAUUCAAUGAUCAGCAUAGUCUCUAAAUUAAUUGCAGAAAUCCUAUUGCUCGAGAUGAAUUGUCCACCAGAAAAUUAGAGCAGGCUUUGGUAAAAACAAAAUAUUCGUGACGAGAUCGAACACUUGGGCCAUUGUUGGAACUCGUCGUGCACUAAAGGACGAAAAACGCAAAGAAACCGAGCAGACACAUACGGAAACUUCUCAAAUUGAUACUUCCAAUUUGUAGAGCUGCUGUCGCGGCGUAACUAAUCAAAUUCGGUAUUUUUUGGUCUGAUUUUUUUCUCAGAUAGGCUAUCGCUUCUUAGACGAUGGUUUCACACGCGGAUAAGUAGUACAUAAAUCUAUGCUAGCUGACGCGCCAUAUAAAUCGAAAUAGUUUGAACGGUCAAUACCAUUUCAUCCCAGAUUGAUUGUCCUUUUUUGCGUAGUAAUGCAGGUGGCCACUGCAGCCACGUUAUGUUUUCGAGUUUUAACCGUUGUUGUACGUUCGUGGUUAGCGCUGCGUAGUGUGAGUUUGUUGUACAAGAUACCAGUUCGUAACAGGAAGAUUAGUACAAUAAGUUAAGUUCGAUCAAUAUACGAUCGCGAUCAUAGUGGAAUUACGACGGAUUCACAAAAUUACAUAUAACACUUGUUUUUUUUUUAUUUUAACAGGGUAUCUAUGGUUCAGUAAACUGCUGCUGACUACCUUUAAAAGAGGUAAUGGCAGUCGUAAUAAUAAUAAACGUUUAGUAGUAAGUAAGCAACUUCUGAACGAAAAAAACUUAGUACACGGAUCACGUACAAUUACAACAUCGUUUCACAUUCAAAGGAAUUGGAAUUAAACUUUUUAAGAAGUGGGUUGCUUUGUACUCGUUUAUUAUUAUUUUGUACACUGGUCAUAUGCACUUGUGCUCCAUCGUCGAUCGAGGUUGACUGAACACGUAAUCUUUACCUAAACGCAAUUUAAUAGCGCCGAUUAGGCGAAGACGCUGUGACUAGAAGAAGACUAUGACGGAAAUGUUAACGUUAUUACGAGAAGCUCAAAGGCGACAGCACGACUAAGCCGCUUGGUCAAAAAAAAAGGCUCAAUUCUUGCCCUUGACAUACACGGCACAAUAUGUGUGAUUAAGUGAAGUAGGAUUAAUAAGUCUGUCUGGCAGCAAAUGUGUCAUAGCGGAUCGAUGGAGGGCAGCUGUCAUUACCGAGUAACUGAUAGUGACAAGUCUCAUUCUGGAACUAGUGAAUACGUAGGCCCUUUGGCCAGGAACAUAAAAAAAGUAAUGAAGAAAACGUCAAUUCAGCUGAUGAAGAAAAAAUACAUGUUUUUUAUUUCUUCUCCAACAGUACAGUUCGAUAGGCAUAUCUAUACUUUAAUUCAAGUGUCGGGCUGACACGAAACCCUCACAGCCUAUGGUCAAGUAAAACGUAUCUAUAUUAUUUAAGCUUCCAAUGUGUUUCCAUGUAUUAUAUAUUUUCUCUUUCUAAAACUAAGGAGAAAUUUACAUCUUUGAAUAUUUGCUGACAAUAAACUUACCGAUUCGUACCGGUCUCUUUUUCCAUAUAAUAAGUAAGUUUUUUUUUUUAUCCAGUUUUAGGCUACUGGGCGACGAAGGUAGUUAACGCAUGAAGCUAAACUUCUCUGAUAAACAUGAUCGAGGACAAAGAAGCGUCACCUGAUGUUCGCAAAUAUAUAUAUAUAUAUAUAUAUAUAGUGAUUUAGGCCAUCAUAAGCCAUAUGCGUAUAAUUGUUUACACAAUAUAAACAAAUUCUUAUUUCAUCGAUUAUUCACGUUGAAACACGAUGCAGUUUUUGAUAGGAAAGUACGCUAUGGUGUAAUACCGUUUCGACGUAAAGGCCACAGGUUUUUUUUUGUAAGCUAUUAGAGCGGAAGUGCUGGAGACGUGUUGAGGUUCAAUAGCGUCACAUGAAACGUAUUGUUUUUUGUUGCACGAGAAGACCAUUGUGAGCCAUGGUGUACGUAUUUGGUUCGGUCUCAUGUAAAGCUUAACAUGAAGCCUCUAGUCAAUGACGAGUAGUAAUAAGGUUUAGCAGUUCACCAUUGUACUACUGUUGUAAUGUUUGACUUAUAUGGCAAACGGCGAAGUAAAUAUUACGGGUUUGAUUAUAAAGAAGCUAUCUUGCUAUAAAGAAGUGCUGUUUCCUACCAACUCUAGGGGAUCACUCGAGGAAAGUCGGCACUUUUUUUUUCAACAAUUUAUUUGCGGAAUCGGUUAUUGUUUGAAUUAUUAUAAGUAUAUUCCGGACUUUUUUGGAAGGAAGUAAUAAAAUAGCAGAUAGAUCACUAGACUCUCGUUAAAUGAUAUGAUGAUUAUUUAAAAAAAAGCAAUAUUCUGUGCACUUCGUAAGGUCGUAUCCACUGAGCACUCAAGCCAGUUCUUUCUUGGAUGAAUCGAGAAAAGCUCAAUUUGUGAGCUGAGUAUUCUUGCAAUUCAAUCUGUCCAUAUGUUUUAACAGACCUAUAAUUUUCCUCUUGAUGAAAGACAAGAUAAACAAAAACCAUUCGACCGCUCUAGCCAGGCUAGUAUUAACUGUCGCAUGAAAUUAGUAUUUACGUCAACAUUGACAACGACGAUUCAGCGCCGUAGACAGAAAAACAUCCUUCAGAUCUCGAACAACUUCUGUUCUAUUCAUGAUCUCGUUUUCUUGUAAGUGCAUAGCUCGGGACUAUUUCUUCCCAAAGGCUGGAUCUGGAAGAAAGAAAUGGUCUUGCCUGAUGAUGCCUAGAUACUAGCUCAGAUUUUAUUCGAUGCCUCGUACGCUGAAGAGUUUCGGAAGACUUGAAACAGCACUCUAAACAUCUGCAUUAUUCAUAUUUAAAUAGUGCAGGUGUGCAGGAUCUGUGAAAGACGUACCAUGACUAAUUCACAACCGCUGUUUACGCGUUUACGUAAAUAGAAAGAACAUCCUGUACAGUGGGUUCGAAAGCAACUUGACCCAACCGCUCAACCGUUGCUGUCAAAAGAGAGUAUCUGACUGUAACCCAAUUGAAGCCUCGUCAAACAUUACAAUUUUUAACAUAAUCACUAU